Molecule: messenger RNA, 3514 nt
Organism: Toxorhynchites rutilus septentrionalis
Lineage: Eukaryota; Metazoa; Arthropoda; Insecta; Diptera; Culicidae
Exons: 6
Coding region: 1150-2955 (601 amino acids)
Biological process (GO): monocarboxylic acid transport; transmembrane transport
Molecular function (GO): monocarboxylic acid transmembrane transporter activity
Source: RefSeq, a predicted model, not a curated record
UCGAAGUAUGGCUUGGUUUGGUUAUUAAGUUCACGAAUCUUCCAGUCACGACUGAGUUCCUCCCGGAGUUGUUUGUUUUUUUUUAUGUCGAACUGACCUUUGCUCAAACUCUUUCUCCAAAACCUCCCAACGAUGGCCCAUCAUCAUCAACUGAUCACGAAGUAACCGCGUGCACAACAAAGUAAAAGCAUCAAAUCAAAACAAGUUGGUCCGAAGUUCAACAGCGAAACGAAAUCUCCAACAAAGAAGAGUUCAAAAUGUGAUGCGAAGCAGAGAAGACGCCAAAAUGAAGCAAACCGUUUAAUAACAAUAACAAAAAAUACAUUUCCUCGAGCGUCGAGACGAACGAACAAAUAGAUAAACAUGGAAACACAGAAAAACUGUUCAUACAAAACACAGAGAAAUGGGAGUAUUAGGGAGAAAGAAGUCACCGCAACGAGCAGAGAGUGUCCGGAGGCAGGAAAAUCGAAAUCAGUUGCGUGAGUGCAGGCCGCAGCACGUGCACAGUUCUCUCUAUUCUAUUCUCUCCCUUCGGAACCGAGAGAAUGUUAUCCUCCGCCCAGCAAAUAGUAAAGAGAGAGAGACAAGCGGGCAAUUGUAAUUGAUGCAACCUCGUUUAUGCUACACUUUGCUGCUGUUGAUUCUUUUGUUGCUGAGCAUAUCCAAACUUCGGAUUGUGGCUUCGAAGAGCUCAGUGUUUGACUUUCGUUUGGAGGAGUCAUACGCAAAAGUGAUUGUUAACAAAAAAAAAGAAACGUUUUGCGGGAAGUAGUGUUAGUGAAGAGUGUGGUUUUUAGUGGAAAUUUUCUGUGCCUUCCGCUUGCCGGUGUGUACAUUGGCCAUUAAUCACAUCGGUGUAAUGACCUAACCUAAGGAGUGUCAGUGUUCAAAGUGCAUAUCUUUCAGACGAAGGAUUCAUUCGUCAUCGGAACGCGAUCGUUGCUGGGAAGGCUCUAUUUUUAAUAAUGGAGCAACAUUAAUAUUCGAACAACCGUUCAAUCAUCUGUUCGUGUUUUGGUUCGUUUGUGUUGGCGCAAGAAGGUGGGAGUGUGCAAUUCUAUACCAUUCAAGGGGACACUAGUAGUGACAACGUUCGUUUGAGGACCGGUCUCUCUCCAAGCCGUUCACCAUUUCCCACUUCAGCUAGCGAUGGAGAAGCUGAGGGCGGCAAAAAAAGUCGCCCCGGAUGGUGGCUGGGGAUGGGUGGCCACCUUCGGAGUCAGCGUGGUGAACUUGGCCACGCGUUCUAUUGAGCCUUCGUUUGGGUUGCUGUUCGGUGAUCUGCUGAGCGAUUUGCAAGUGGGAACUACGGGGGCCGCCAUCAUCAUCAGCGCGCUGGAUGUGAUGAUGAACUUCUCCGGGCUGUUCGUUGGACCGCUGCUGAAGGAGUUCUCCUACCGGAAGGUGGCUAUCGCUGGCGCACUGCUUUGCUGGAUAGGGCUCGCGCUUACCUCACCCGCCACCAGCAUGACCCACAUCCUGGUUACUUACAGCGUGAUCAACGGCAUCGGUGUCGGCUUGGCGACGUCAGCCGCCUUCGUAGCACUCAAUCACUACUUUUCGCGAAAGCGCGGCCAAGCGGUUGGCCUCUCGAUGGCCGGAACGGCUCUCGGGAUGCUCAUAAUGCCCCAGUUGGUGCGUUUUCUGUUGGAAACGUACGACUUCCGGGGAGCUGUCCUCUUACUCAGUGGACUGGCGUUGCACGCAGCCGUUGGUGCGACCCUCCUGCAACCCAUCAAGUGGCACCUGAAGGAGGAAGAGGUGGACAUCGAAAUGGUGGAGGUUGGUGGACCCCAGAUGGGAAUCAUACUGGAGCAGGAGGAUGAUGGGGACAACGAUAGCCUGCCGGAGAUUAAAACACUGCUGUUUCCUCGAAGGGAUCGUAAACUGUCCGAAAAUGCUCCCUCACCACAACCGAACGGAUUGCCCACCGGGCGGCCAGUUUUUCCGCGGAUUACCUCCAGCGCGAGUAUACAGUACGGGCCAGGAGGAAUGGGGAUGAGAACGAGGCCAUCCUUUCCCAGAAUCACAUCCACCGCCAGUAUGGGACUGGCGCUGAGGAAGAGACGCGAGUCGGUGGUUUCACAGUUGUCGACCAUGGAUUUCACCGGCAGUGGGAGUUGUAUGCAUAUUCACGUCGAUACGGGUGAUGCCGACGCAGAGGAAGUCGAUUAUCAGAUUAUACGACGAGUGAACACUCACGUGGGUGUUUCAACGAUGAAUUCAUUUGCACGCGUGCCGCGUGUACCAAAACGAAUCGAAACGGUGAAAUCGGAGCUCGGUUUGGAGAUGAUUAAACCGAAGGUUAGCUUCCUGCAUCGGUUUACCGCUCUGAUGGACGUUGGACUGUUGAAGGAUAUGAUAUAUCUGAAUAUCCUAUUCGGGCUGUCCAUCUUCUAUGUGGCCGAAAUGAACUUUAAAAUGGUUACUCCAUUUUUUCUGUCAAGUUUGGGAUUCAACAAACGUGAGGUUGCGUUUUUCCUGUCCGUUUCGGCGCUGACCGAUAUUGCGGCUCGUAUUAUUAUACCACCGAUAGGAGAUAAACUAAAAAUCAGGAAGCGGUUCAUCUUUAUGACAUCGCUGGUGUUCGUGGCGAUUACAAGAUCAAUUGUCGCCGAGCAAACAGGUUACACGGAACUGAUGGUGUGGCUGUCCAUCACGGGCUUCUUCCGUGGGGUCGCACUGGCCAACUUCACGUUGUGCGUCUCGGAGUACUCAUCGCUGGAGAAACUGCCGGCCGCUUUCGGGUGGCACAUGGUGGGGAAGGGUGUGUUCGUGAUCGCGUUUGGACCACUAAUUGGGGCGAUCCGGGACUGGACCGACAGUUUCCCGAUAUGUAUCCACACGCAGUCGGUUUGUAUUUUUCUGUGUGUCUUCGCCUGGUUGAUUGAGUUCCUUGUGAAACGUCUGCAGACUAAGAAAGUGGUCGAAGCGAAUCCGAGCGUUGCGGCGUAGAGACUUGUUCGGGUUGAACGACCAAAAGUAGGGUCAUUUUUUAGAAGUAUUUUCACAGUAUGUGACAAGGAGUCGAUCGUUUUAGCGAUUCUUGCUAACUUGUGUAAGGUGACGAAAAGAGUGGAUAAGUAGUAACAAAUUCUUGUAGGUAGUAAAUCUGGUCGUGUAAGCAUGAGACUGCGAUAUCUAUAUUUUAAACGAAUGAAUCGACAAUAAGUAUUGACGCAUGAGUGUGAGUUCAUCUGAAGUACUUAUACUCUAAGAUUUUAGACGAUUACGCGAGUAUUUACAGUAUUAGUGAAGCUAGAGUCCAACGCAACGCGAUUUCAACCGGGUAGUGAACAGUUAGAUGCCACGAACAUGUCAUUUGUUUGUAAGCAUCCAUUAAAUGUGAGAGUGAUUAUCUUUAAUGGCAUAACGUAGCAAUGCUGACACUAACGACUCGUAACGAAGUUCAAUUCAAGAGAUUCAUUCGUAAUCUCGAAAGUUCUUGUACGAAAACAGUUCGUACCAUUAUAAGACAAUACUUGAUAGGUGAAUAAACUUGCCGUGAUCUAGA